AUGGGGCUCAUGGAGGAGUUGGUGGUGGCAGUGAUUUUGUUCUGUGGGGCUGCUGCUGGCGUGGCGGCUUAUGACCCCUGGGAGUUUGCUCCAAGGAGCCCAGUCAUUUGGAGAUCCGGUGCCAGGACGGCUCCUCCUGUGAGGCAGCCGUAUGCCCCUACCUGGCCGGAGUCCUACCCCUGGGGGUGGGUCGAUGCUUCCCAGGCCAGGGGCUUGUCCAGCUGGAAGCCUGUUACCGCGCAGUGCGGGGAAGCUCAGGUGGUGGUCACAGCGAAGAGAGACCUGUUUGGGACCGGGAGGCUCGUGCGAGCCUCGGACCUGACCCUGGGCUCCCCCGGGUGCCAGCCCACAUCCCUGGAUGCUGCCGAGGACGCCGUGAUCUUUGACGUCGGGCUCCAUGAGUGCGGCAGCACCUUGCAGAUGACUCCAGAUUCCCUGGUCUACAGCAUAAGCCUGUACUAUCAACCUACCCCAGGUGCUAACGCCGUCAUCCUACGGACCAGUCCGGCUGAAGUCCCUAUUGAAUGUCACUAUCCAAGGAGAAACAACGUGAGCAGCAAAGCCAUCAAGCCUACCUGGGUUCCCUUCAGCUCGACUCUGUCUGCAGAGGAGAAGCUGAGCUUCUCCGUGCGCUUAAUGAGUGACGACUGGAGUGCCGAGAGAACUUCCAACGGCUACCAGCUGGGGGACGUGAUGUACAUCCAGGCGGCCGUGAACACAGAGAACCACGUGCCACUGAGGCUGUUUGUGGACCACUGCGUGGCCACGCUGAGCCCGGGCAGGGAUUCCACCCCCCAAUACCCCAUCAUAGACUACAAAGGCUGCCUUGUUGAUGGGAAAUCGGAUUCCAGCUCCGCCUUCAUAUCUCCGAGGUUCAGGGACGACCUGCUCCACUUCACGGUGGACGUCUUCCGGUUCACAGAAGACCCCAGAGACCUGAUUUACAUCACCUGCCACUUGAAGGUUGCUGCAGCUGACCAAGCCCCUGACCCUGAGAACAAGGCUUGUUCCUUCAAUAAAGCGAGCAACACUUGGGUCCCAGUGGAAGGAACCAGGGACGUCUGCACCUGCUGUGAAACUGGCAACUGUGACCAGACCAUUGGCCAGCCAAGGAGGAUCAACUCCUGGGGCAGAUGGACAGGAGGAAGGAGGCUUGGCAGAGCUGCAGCCCCUAAGCACGAUCAAGUGAAGGCGGCGGAGACCGACGUGAUGUUGGGCCCCAUCUUCAUCCUUGAUGCGUACAGGAACUCCAGGAGACUUGCGGGCCAUGGAAGCAGAGCGACGGAAUUGUCAGCAGAGCGUGGCUUCCUUCAAGCUCCCGUGAUGCUGGUGGGGCUCAUCCUGAUGGCCAUUGCUGUGAUCCUGGCUCUGACUACUCUAGGAAUCCUCUACGCUAGGAAAAGGCAUUCUGGUUCUCCUUAAAAUGUUGCGUAGUGUGUAUCUUGUCAUUAAAAGAAAUAAAA
Molecule: messenger RNA, 1463 nt
Organism: Elgaria multicarinata webbii
Lineage: Eukaryota; Metazoa; Chordata; Lepidosauria; Squamata; Anguidae
Product: zona pellucida sperm-binding protein 3-like
Exons: 9
Coding region: 1-1422 (473 amino acids)
Source: RefSeq, a predicted model, not a curated record